AUGGCAAUCUUUAGCCACAAAGGCAUGCUGGGCGGCCAUAUUAGUGGUAAAGCCCUGCAGACUGGUGUAUGUAUCACUGCCGCUUCUGGCUUCUUACUUUUCGGCUACGAUCAAGGAAUCAUGUCCGGAAUCAUCACGGAGCCUGCCUUCUUAGAACAAUUCCCUCAAAUGGAUCCGGACAACAAGAGCGGCGCCAUUCAGGCAUUGGUCGUUGCUAUCUACGAAGUCGGCUGUCUCAUUGGAUCCUUCCUCAUUGUCUUUGUCGGAGACAAACUUGGCAGACGGAAGUCGGUCUUGAUCGGAACUGUUAUCAUGCUCAUCGGAACUGCUCUGCAAUCAACUGCCUUCACAUUAGGACAUAUGAUUGUCGGACGGAUAGUCACUGGAGUAGGGAACGGCAUGAAUACAAGCAGUAUACCUGUCUGGCAAUCCGAAAUGGCUCCACCAACGAUCAGAGGUUUCUUGGUACUGUUUGAGGGUGCCCUCAUCACAGGUGGAAUCUGCUUGAGCUACUGGGUCAACUACGGUUUCUGGUUCGUCACACAGUACGACUCAUUCCAAUGGCGGUUCCCGAUCGCGCUGCAAGCAGUCUUCGGUCUCCUCCUGAUACUUGGUGUAUUGCUCUACCCAGAGUCGCCUCGAUGGCUCAUCAAAACUGGCAAGCAGGAGAAUGUGGAUGCUGCACGAACCAUUACAGCAGUUCUUGAGGACAAGCCAGCCGACGACCCAACUCUGAUCGCCGACAUCGCGGAGAUGCAACGCAUCAACGAGAUCACCUCUUCGACUAAGCUCAAGCCCAAAGAGCUGCUCACCAACGGCAAAGAGAUGAAUCUCUGGCGACUCAGCGCGGCUUGUCUGGCACAAGCCUUCCAACAGCUUGGCGGUCUUAACCUGGUCACAUACUACGCUACGACUGUGUUUGAAGACAGUCUUGGCUUCGAUCCUGAGCUUUCUCGUCUAAUGACUGGCUGCCUGGGCACGGAGUUCUUCAUCUCCGCCCUUAUCGCGCUCUUCGUUGUCGACAAGCUCGGACGUCGCAUGCUCAUGCUGUGGGGUGCCUUCGGUAUGGGAACAAGCUUGCUCAUCAUCGGCGCUUGCCUAUCGAAAGCGACCGACACCUACAAGGCCCCAGCCUACGCCGCCACCGUCUUCAUCUUCGUCUAUAACACCUGUUUCGCCAUCGGCUGGCUCGGAGUGACCUGGCUCUACCCGGCCGAGGUAACUCCAAUCCGAAUCCGUGCCGAAGCCAACGGUUUCUCUACCUGCAGUAACUGGCUCAUCAACUAUGGUGUCGUCCAACUCGCACCCAUCAUGAUCAACAAGAUCGGUUGGCAAACCUACUUCGUCUUCAUGUGCUUCAACUACUUCCACAUCCCGGUCGUAUACUGGUUCUUCCCCGAGACUAACGGAUACAAGCUCGAAGCCAUGGACGCCAUCUUCGAGACCGCACAUGAGAAGGGUGAGAACCCUGUGUGGACCGAGAGAAGGGUGCGAAAGGGUAAGGAGACUAUUGACCUGGAGAAGCACGAGCAUCCGCAGGCUGGAAGUGAUAGUGAUCCCGAGGGCACUGUGCGUGGAGCGGAGAUCGAGAAGGAGGAGAUUGCGGAUGAUGAGGAGUACAAGAGAAGGAGCAAUGAGCUAUGA
Molecule: messenger RNA, 1644 nt
Organism: Fulvia fulva
Lineage: Eukaryota; Fungi; Ascomycota; Dothideomycetes; Mycosphaerellales; Mycosphaerellaceae
Product: Sugar transporter STL1
Exons: 2
Coding region: 1-1644 (547 amino acids)
Biological process (GO): transmembrane transport; carbohydrate transport
Cellular component (GO): membrane
Molecular function (GO): carbohydrate:proton symporter activity
Source: RefSeq, a predicted model, not a curated record